Messenger RNA from Tricharina praecox, 2112 nucleotides. RefSeq names its product WD40-repeat-containing domain protein. Lineage: Eukaryota; Fungi; Ascomycota; Pezizomycetes; Pezizales; Pyronemataceae. The transcript has 5 exons. Gene Ontology annotation, cellular component: cytoplasmic dynein complex. Bases 107 to 2077 code for a protein of 656 amino acids. Gene Ontology annotation, molecular function: dynein light chain binding; dynein heavy chain binding. Gene Ontology annotation, biological process: transport along microtubule. The record is from RefSeq and is a predicted model, not a curated record.
CGAAGACCGACGCAAUACGAGCCGGCCCAGCUCUCCGCAAGCUCUCCGCCGAGUAUCAACCUCCACACAGCAUACAGCGACAUCCAAUCCCCCGAGCUCUCCUGAGAUGGAGCAACGGAAGGCCGAAAUCGCCGCAAAGCGGCAGCGCCUGGCAGAGAUUAAGAAAAGGAAUGCCGAGCGACAGCUACAGUCAACGACGCGCCGAAGUCAAGAUGUGAGCGAGAUGUCGGCUCCCAUACCGCGUGCGUACAAUCGCGAGAGCAUCGAGAUUCUGGUCAGAGACCUUGUCGGUGACCGUCCGGCGUCGACGGGGCCCAGUACUUUCAAGGGGAGCAGACCAAACUCGGUGCUCUCGGCGGCGGAGAGUAACGCUUCUGAAAUCACGUCUCCGAUCAUUCCUUCAGGGUUGGGCAUGACACCGGAAUCGACCACGUUGGGCUUCCAGACAAUAUCACAGACUCCCGUCACGAUCGUGUACGACGCCCCGCCAUCCCCGAUCCCGGAAAUCCUCACGUACAGCAAGGAGGUGCAGACGACGGAGACAUGGACGGAGACCGAUAAUUCCGAGGAUGACGCCCUGUUGUCGCCGGAGAAGGAGGAGGAGCUGCGAGAGCGGCUGAGAAGGGAGAUUGAGGAGGAGCUACGGCUGCUUCAUCUCGAGGAGGCGGACCAGGAAACCAUGAAGGGAGAUACGGAUAAGGGGUUCUUUGCGCGAGAACUGACAGAUGAGGAGAAGACGGCGAUUACGGCUUCGGAGGACUUUCUGGAUUUUAUCGAGAGGUCGUCGAAAGUGGUGGAGCGCGCGCUGGAUAUGGAGUAUGAUGUUCUGGCGGACUAUGGACUCGGUGUCAAUGGGGAGGACGAUGAUCAGACCGGAAGGAGACUGAAGGAGGUCACGCAGUUCUACGACGAGCGAUGGUCGAAGAAGCGGAUGGUCAGCGAUAUCAACUUCUCUCCGAAGUUCCCCGAGCUCGUCUUAGCAUCUUACACCAAGAACCCUUCGGCACCCCAUGAUCCAGAUGGUUUGGUGCAGGUGUGGAAUAUGCACCUGCACGACAGGGCUGAAUAUGUCUUCCAUGCCCAGAGCGAUGUCCUUACGGCCAGGUUCUCACCAUUCCACCCGAACCUGAUUGUCGGUGGAGCCUACAGCGGUCAAGUACUACUCUGGGACACCAGAGCAAAGUCGCAACCCGUUCUGAAAACCCCACUCACCGGAUCCGGGCACACACACCCUGUCUACUCGGUCUCCGUAAUCGGCACCCAAAACGCCAACAACAUCCUCAGCAGCUCCACGGACGGCGUAGUCUGUGGCUGGACUGUAGACAUGCUCGCGCAACCCCAAGAGCUCCUCGAACUGAUCGCCCCACCCCCCUCCAAAACCGACGACCUCGCGCCCACCUGCAUGGCCUUCCCCCACAGCGACCCAACCUACUUCCUCGUGGGCACAGAGGAGGGCACAAUCUACCCAUGCCAUCGCUACGACCGCGCAGGCGCCAAAGCCGGCAUCGAACCGCGCAUCUCCUACCGCGCGCACGCCGCCCCCGUCAUGUCCGUCGACUUCCACCCGGUGCGCGGGCCCGUAGACCUCGGCGACCUGGUUCUCUCCAGCUCGCUGGACUGGAGCGUAAAGCUGUGGAAAGCGCGGCCACCGGCCGCCACCUCCACCACCGCCGCAGGAACCAGCACGUCCGCGCAGCCGAUCCUCGAGUUCUCGCGCGAAGACGUCGUCUAUGAUGCGCGCUGGAGCCCCACGAAACCGGGUGUCUUCGGCCUCGUCGACGGCGCUGGCCAGCUUGAGAUCUGGGAUAUCACUGUUGACACGGAGAUCCCGAUCGCGAAGGCCACGCCGACGCCGAGGGUCGGCGCUACCCAUCUGACCAAGAGCUUGAAUAAACUUGCGUGGGAGCAGCAUGACGGGAAGAGGGUGGCGGUCGGAGGACUCGAUGGAAUGGUUACCGUGUUUGAUGUCACACUGGAUUCCCCGAGGAAUGAGGAGUGGGCGAGUGUAAAGAGGCUGGUUAGUCGGGUUGAGGGGACUGCUGCUGCUGCUGCUACGGCGGCGGCGGGGACGAAGUAGGUGUGUUGAUAUCGUAAUAGGAAAACUUAAUAGCG